AUGGCGUUAAAGCCACAUUUCAACCAUUUCAUGUUCGAUAAUUUUCGAUUGUUGAUCAAACGUGAUACUAAUUCGUCAUACUUCAUUUUUAAAAAAAACCAAAAUGACACCACCAAUGGAAAGAAUACAGAUUCUUGAAACAAUUGAAAAAGAUAUUAUAGUGUGUUUACAAAGUGCAGGACAAGCUUUCGUAGAGCUUAGUAAAGAAAAAUCUAGUUUAAAACAAGCUGAAGCACAAACUCAACAAUUUUUGAAGACAUUAGGACAUGUGGAAUCUAAAUUAAGUGAACAAAUUAAUUAUUUAACUCAAGUUUCCACAGGACAACCACAUGAAGGUUCUGGAUAUGCCAGUCAAAAAGUAUUACAAAUGGCAUGGCAUAGGUUAGAACAUGCACGAAGCAGAGUAAAUGAAUUAGAACGUAUCAAAAACAAAUCAAGAUGAACAUAUCCAAUCAUCUUUCUCAAUUAUUUUCAAUGUAUCAAUCAUAAAUGUUUUAAUUGAAAAUUAUUAGUUUUUAUAUAUGUACAAAUAAUAUAAAACAUUUAAUUCAUUUAUAAUAAAUAUAUUUGUAAUUUUCAUGCAAACAACAUAAGUAUCUACAAUGAAUGAAAAUUUCAAAAAUUGUAUUAUAUUAAAUAAUUCAAUUAGUUA
Molecule: messenger RNA, 652 nt
Organism: Apis florea (little honeybee)
Lineage: Eukaryota; Metazoa; Arthropoda; Insecta; Hymenoptera; Apidae
Gene: MED11
Product: mediator complex subunit 11
Biological process (GO): regulation of transcription by RNA polymerase II
Cellular component (GO): mediator complex
Molecular function (GO): transcription coregulator activity
Source: RefSeq, a predicted model, not a curated record